AUGUGGUGGUACAUCAAUGGAGGAAUGAAUGCGAGAAGAUUCAUAUCCUCUUCUGCUAGGGGCUUUCGAUGGUGGGACCAUGUGAGAAUCGCAGAAAAGGACCCUAUUGUUCGGGUGAAGGAAGCUUUUCGUGCUGACCCCUUUCCCCACAAGAUCAAUCUUGGAGUGGGGACUUACAGGGAUGAUGAAGGGAAACCUUUUGUUCUCCAAUCUGUUCGUGAAGCAGAAGCUAAGAUUAAGGGAUGUAAAUUCGAGGAAUUAAGCUCUUCUGCAGUCAGUUCAAAGUUUGUUCUGGAGAGUGUGAAAUUGGCAUAUGGGAAUGAUUCACAUAUUGUCAGAGAAGACUUAUUUGCUGGAGUUCCAGCUCUUUCUGGAACGGGUGCAUGCCGGCUCUUUGCUGAAUUCCAGAGGAAUUUCUAUCCUGAUUCACAAAUUUAUCUACCAAAUCCAACCUGGUCAAACCACCACAACAUAUGGAGACAGGCUGGAAUUCCAGUCAAAAUGUUUCACUACUACCAUGCUGAUACAAAAGGUUUAGACUUUUCAGCGCUCAUGGAUGAUGUGAAGAAUGCACCAGAUGGUUCAUUCUUCUUGCUUCAUCCCUGUGCUCACAAUCCAACUGGUGUUGACCCAACUGAGGAACAAUGGAGAGAAAUCUCAUGCGAAUUCAAGGCAAAACAUCAUUUUCCCUUUUUCGACAUGUCUUAUCAAGGUUUGGCAAGUGGGGAUCUAGAAAAGGAUGCUAAGGCGCUACGGAUUUUUUUUGAAGACGGACAUUUAAUAGGCUGUGCUCAAUCAUUUGCUAAGAUUAUGGCAUUAUUUGGGCACAAAGUUGGUUGUCUUAGUGUUUUGUGCACCGAUAAAGAGCAAUCUGCUGCUAUGAAAAGCCAGUUGGAGAAGAUUUCACUUGCAAUGCAUAGCAACCUCCCCAUGCAUGGUCUAUUAUUGGUUACAAUGAUCUUACAUGAUCCAGACAUGAAAGCAGUUUGGAGGAAAGAGUUGAAGGAUAUGGCCAAUCGGAUUCAAACAAUGCGAUCUACCUUGCGUGAGAGUCUUGAGAACUUGGAUUGUUCUCUCAAGUGGGAGCAUAUAACUAAGCAGGUUGGCAUGUUCAGCCUUUUAGGAUUAUCCCCUGAUCAGGUUAAACAACUGGAGAAGGAUUUCCAUAUCUACAUGACUCCAGAUGGUCGCGUAAGCAUGGCAGGUGUGACCAAGAGCAAUGUUAAAUAUGUGGCAAACGCAAUACAUCAAGUUACCAGAAUGGACGAAGAAGUCUUGUGCGAUAGCAACUCCAGGAUCAAUAAUAACUCUUUCCAGUUUGGAUUCUCUUGAUUUUAGGUGAGAGAAUCCAAAGGCAGUACACAUAGGAAAUACAAGGCUUAUGGUUUACAAACAUGCCAGAAAGCAUCAUCACUAAAUUAUUAUUACUAUGGUAGUGAUUGUAAGUAAAUAAAUUCAUUACAGUAGAAUGAACAGCUACAUUAAGGAAGAUGAACUAUCACGUUUACUGAUUGAUCAGGGUAACUCGUCACAGUCCAAAUGGAAUUGGAUUCCAUUCACCAGACCUAAUCCUUGUUGUUUCCUUCUUGUACUUUUGAUACAUGUAAAAGGUAACCUGUAAAAUAUUUGUCAUGAAGAAUCGAGCUCAAUAAAUGAAAAGGAAAAACUGGAGAUGUGCCUUCAGAUUUGGAUAUUUUAUU
Molecule: messenger RNA, 1700 nt
Organism: Neltuma alba
Lineage: Eukaryota; Viridiplantae; Streptophyta; Magnoliopsida; Fabales; Fabaceae
Product: aspartate aminotransferase, mitochondrial-like
Exons: 10
Coding region: 1-1332 (443 amino acids)
Biological process (GO): biosynthetic process; amino acid metabolic process
Cellular component (GO): mitochondrion
Molecular function (GO): pyridoxal phosphate binding; L-aspartate:2-oxoglutarate transaminase activity
Source: RefSeq, a predicted model, not a curated record